Molecule: messenger RNA, 5453 nt
Organism: Callorhinchus milii (elephant shark)
Lineage: Eukaryota; Metazoa; Chordata; Chondrichthyes; Chimaeriformes; Callorhinchidae
Product: nucleus accumbens-associated protein 2
Exons: 5
Coding region: 1-1722 (573 amino acids)
Biological process (GO): regulation of transcription by RNA polymerase II
Molecular function (GO): protein binding; DNA-binding transcription factor activity, RNA polymerase II-specific; RNA polymerase II cis-regulatory region sequence-specific DNA binding
Source: RefSeq, a predicted model, not a curated record
AUGGCUCAGAUCCUGCACUUAGAGAUUCCGAAUUUUGGGAAUAAUGUCCUGGGAUGCCUAAACGAACAACGAUUAAUGGGGUUGUUUUGUGAUGUCUCCAUCGUGGUCAAAGGUCAAGCCUUCAAGGCUCACCGUGCUGUGCUGGCAGCGAACAGCCUCUAUUUUAGAGACUUGUUCAGUGGUAACAGCAGAAGUGCAUUUGAGCUGCCUGCCACUGUGCCGCCCGCCUGCUUUCAGCAGAUUCUUUCCUUUUGUUACACAGGCAAGCUUACCAUGGCAGCCAGCGAGCAGCUGGUUGUGAUGUACACAGCAGGAUUCCUGCAAAUUCAGCGUAUUGUUGAGAAGGGGACAGAGUUGAUGUUCAAAGUAAGCUCCCCACACUGUGACUCCCAGACCACCUCCAUCGAAGACACGGGCUCCGAGCCACAGAGCCCUUGCCCCCAGCAGCCUCCCACAGCCAUGAUGGUCACAUCCCCUGCUUUACCCAUCCCGCUCCUAACUCGAGUGAAGAAUGAGAACUCCGAGCAUGAUACAACGACACCCAAUGUUCACCUCCCAGCAAUGAAGCGCUCACUUGAUUCUAGCCAGCGUGAGAACAUGGGUAACCUGAACUGUGUCACCCCGUUGAAAUUGCACCGAGUUUCUUACCCCGGAUCGUGGAAUGGCACAAGUUUUGUGCAGCCUAUAUCAUAUGCUCAGGGAGAACGCACAAGCCCAGGGGCAAGUAGUGUUCAGACGACUGAUAGCCCAACAUCGUACCACAAUGAAGAAGAGGAAGAAGAGGAUGAAGCUUAUGAAACCAUGGCAGAAGAUCAGUAUGGACAGAUGUAUAUCAAGACUUCGACAGGAUACUCUGUGCAAGAAAAAGUUGGACAACUGCCAGCGCACAUGACGCUUGAAAACCGCUCCUGUGUACUCAUUCGACGGGAUCUGGUGGCACUUCCUGCUAGUCUCAUCAGUCAGAUUGGGUACCGAUGCCACCCGAAGCUCUACUCCGAAGGUGACCCUGGUGAAAAGCUGGAACUUGUCUCGGGCUCGGGAGUUUACAUCACACGAGGUCAGCUGAUGAACUGUCACCUGUGUGCGGGCGUCAAGCAUAAGGUCCUUCUACGCCGCCUUCUCGCCUCCUUCUUUGACCGAAACACUUUGGCAAAUAGCUGCGGGACUGGAAUUCGUUCCUCCACAAGUGACCCCAGCAGAAAACCUCUGGACAGCCGGGUCCUUAAUGCGGUAAAACUAUACUGUCAGAACUUUGCCCCCAACUUCAAGGAAAGCGAGAUGAAUGUGAUAGCUGCGGACAUGUGCACGAAUGCUCGAAGAGUGCGCAAGCGUUGGCUCCCCAAGAUCAAAUCAAUGCUGCCCGACGGGAUGGAAGUGUACCGCACAGUAAUAGGAGACACUGGCAGUGGAGGAACCCUAGACCCUGAACUCUAUGGGACUGGGCAGGCCUUUGAGCAAAGCGCCCUCAUGGAGAAACGAAGUGACCCUGGGUCUAUGCUUGGAGAAAGAACAAAUGCUGUAACCCUCGAUGUGGAGUCUCCCAACUCCAGCCAGUUGUGUGAACCAAGCGAAAGCGCGGAAUCAGUAAUCAGAGAAACCGGUUGCACCUUGGCACCUGACGCACCCACCCUGGGCCAUGCAUUUGAUCAAGUGGAAAACUCUACCAACAGCUCAGAAACACCUAUGCGAAAACUGGAUGGAUCGUACAGCGGAACAUUAUAAAGACUUCCAGGCUGGUUUGAAAGAAGCGCAUUACAUUUAAUUGAAAUGGCUUGCAUGCAUACUAACCCUCUCAACAUGACAGUGUUAUUAAAGCUACUGACCUGUAACUGUUGCCUGAAAACUUGACUUUUAUUCCACUCGUAUUCAAUAUAUCAUGAAGGAAAGAAGACGCCUUUAGGACAUUGUAAUAAAUGUUUCCUGUACCAUUCGCCUGCCAGGGGCCAACAGAACUUGCCGUCUGUCAACAUCGAAGGUUCCAAGUACGUUGCAACUGAACUGAUAUAUUAAAAAAACACAGAAUUUCUUGUCCUACUGAUAUCAGAUGAUUUUAGCACUGUUUGUUCCUUAACAAAGUCUAAACCGGAAAUGAGCUGUGGACGAAAGGCAUUAACAGUGAUGAAAAAUUGGAUUGCAAAAAAAACCUCCACCAAGGCUUGUACUUUCUCAUCCUUCUAUCUGAUAGAGAAGAAACCUUUUCCACGUGGCCAAGUUUGCUGCUACCAUGUGUGCUAGCUUAUUUAGCUGGAAUUCCAUAUUUAGUGUAAUCUGCCUGGUCUGUUUUUGAUCUAUUCUAAACCAUGCCAUUGGAACAGUGACUGAAGCAAGCAAUUAUUUUUUAUUCAGCUGGUAAGGAGUGUUUCAAACUAACCUUUGCUGGUAGUGUUCGCUUGGAACUCUUGUGAAUCAAGAUGGUUUCAGAUAUUUCAGGACUGCAGGUGGGCUUAUUCUUUCACUCCUUCCCUAAAAUAGUAUCACAGUACUUUGCUUUAUUCCGUCAGGAGAAAGGUCCAUAUGAAAUCCGAGCAUUAAGGACUUGAGUGACUGAGGGUGUUUGUGUGCGUUGGCUAGACCCAGCACUGCUGAUCACGCUUGAGAUGUAUAUUAUCACAAAUUCAUAGAUUGUAAACAUGCAGAACCAUGUGCCUUAGAUAUCUUUGAUUUGUUUUCCAAAACAAACCACCCACCUUGAGCUGAUAAUGUUGUGAAUGUGUAACAGAGUACCCAUAGUAUUUAAGUGACUUAAAACAGUAUUUAUAUAAUACAAAUUUGUUCACCACCGUGUGAAAUGUUCCAAAUCGUUCUCCAUUUUCAAACUGAGCCAGUUUGAGCUGCGCUCUUAAGACUGUUAGCAAAAUGCACUUCACAGAAAAUGUUUCUGACCAGACCGAUCUUUCCCUUAACAGAAGGCGGAAAAAAAACCUGAAUUUAAAACUAAGUGCCAUUUAAAGGCUGGCCAUAUAACCCUUGCAACGUGAACUGUGGCACACUGUAUAGAUGCACUUUAUUGUACAUGCUAUUAGAUGAGAAUUAUGCGUCUUUCUACUGCAGCUUAUAUUUCCUUCGCCUCCGCUAUGGUUUUUCGAAAGGAAUUACUGUGUUUAUCCAAGCGGUAGCUAGACGUCUAUCUUGCGUUACUAAAACAGGAAUCGAGAUAUCCACUUUCCCUACAAGGUUCAGCAACAGUGAUGCAGUUGCCUGAAAUGUGCCUUUAGGUUAUCUUGACAUCAGCCCACUAAAGCAUAUAUGAUCGUCAUUGCAUCCCCUUUCCAAAUACUUCUCAUCAAACGUUCAGUGGUGAAGUUGCACCAAUAUCUGCUACCAUUUUCUUUGGUUGUUAAAUAUUGGUAUUUUGAGAAGAUUCUCACUUGGUAACUGAAGUGAAACUGCACUGAAGCCAUUGUGAAUUGCAAAGUUUGAGGCAACCAUAGAAAGCUAUUUUCAUUUGUUUUCUCUCCUGUCAACCGUGAGAAAAUAAAACAUCUUUGUAUGCCGGAGAGGUUAAACUGGUCAGAAGAUUGUAUAUAAUUCCUCUCAUGUAAUCAUGCUUUAGAAACCUGCUUCCCAGGGAUCAAGAUUGAGUAAUGCAGUUUGUCACAGGUUGAGUUUUUGUAACAACUACCAAAUACAACCUAUCUUUCUGUUUAAAGGUAAUUCUUUUUUUAAAACAAACUAAAUAUUGCAAUUGCACUGAAUAGGUUGGUCUUGUGAGUUACGAUUACCGAUAAUGUUAGACUUCUAAACAUUGCAAUAUUGGUGUGUUGCCUAUGUACACCAAAAAAAAGUGUGCCUUGCAUACGGUUUGGUUUGCAGUACUCAAAAGGAGUGCUGGGGCUAUUGCAUAGUAAAUAUUGUACUUCCCAAUAUUCGCAUUUAGCAGGAGGAAAGGAAGAUUUUUUUUCAUGUACUCAACACUCUUCAGUUUUAUAAUACUUGUUGGGUUUCAACUCCCUUCACUCUGAACCUGAAGUAAAUGAUACUUUCAAAUAUGAGAGAAAAUCAUUGAUCAAAGGCAUUGUUUUUCCUUUUUUUAUAUCAAGAUAUAACUAACUGCCUCUAACUCAGAGCUCGAGGGCCAGUUAAAUGAAACUUGUGACUGAUGCUUUGCUGUGUACUUUAACAGUUCUUGAUUUUGCCAAUAGUGUCACAGCAUGUUUCUUACCUCUUCAUGUUCUCUCUUCUGCUCCUGCCCAGAGUCCAAUAGGGUUUAAACUUGUGCGGGUAACAGAAACAGUACAACAAAGGCACGUUUCAGAGGACUGAAUCACUGACCUUGUGAACAAAGCUUUGAUUCCUAACCCCCCCCCAACUCGCGCGCACACAUCCCUACGCCCGGGAUUUUGUCAGAAGAAGGACCACAAUAGACCAAAUUUCCACAAAAAUACGAUUUGAUUUCCAUCGAUGAAAUGUGAUUAACGAUUGUUUGCCAGAAAUAUAGUCAAUGAAUACCUUUUAGAAGAGUUAUGUAAUACUUUAUACUUUACUAUGCCGGAUUUGAAGUUAAACGUUAGUUACUGUUCAGAAGGAAGGGAAUAAAGUGUUCCAACUUUAGCAGCACUCGUAGGGAACUUGUUGGAAAUGGUUCUGUUGCGAAAUUCAAUGACGGAUUAGCUUUUAUUUUUUUCAGUGCGUUUUUUCUUGGUAACCAUAGAAGCCAAGCAUACAAAAUAACAGUAUCUUCCAAUUAGCACUGCAUUUAUACCAUAAUCUUAUCCAUAUGGUAACUGUUAGAAUCAUUGCACUCCCCACGGGAAGAAUUCGGGGCUUUUACUCACGGGCCAUUUGCGGAAAUUACUCAACAGAUUUUUCUUAAAACGCCUUUGGGAAUUUACACGGUUGUAAAAAAAAAAUGCACAGUGAGGCACAAGAUUAUUGGUCCUCGCUGUGUGCAAUUCUGACAAAUGUUUAAUAAAGUACAGUAAACUGUUCAGAACAGUUUGAGAAAUAUAUUUUAAAACAAUGUGGUUAUUUUGGUUAUCGAAGGUGCCCGAUGUCCCCUAGCUGGUUUCUUGAGGCUUACUUAUUCAGGUGCAUUCCUGACACAACUGCGGGAAGAAAUAUUCAGUUUCAUUUCUGAAUCUGUUUUAACAGGAUUUCCAUUUAUGAAUCAAAUAAUCCUGUUCUCCCCUGGCCACAGGCAAAAAAAAAAGCCCUGCUUUGCUUUGGCUGUGUGGAUAAGAGCCCUGAUUGGAGAGAUCAAAGGGAUUAUGGUGUCUUCUAUAAAUAAGCCUUUCCUCUUUUUGGUAACUCUUAAGUAAUGCUUUUUCUUGUGUUAGACCAGGAGCAGCUUUGCAGCUAUUGAUCUAUUGCAAUGUAUAGCUUUAAAAGCUGAAAACUAAACCAUAAAAAUCUCGUUUUAUUUUACAUUUUAAUAAGCAAGCCUGAAAAGAAAAGUGUGCAGUGGGAUAGUUGUAACCUUUCAAUUAAAAUUUAAUAAAAUAAAAUACAAAUGA